Molecule: messenger RNA, 1329 nt
Organism: Malania oleifera
Lineage: Eukaryota; Viridiplantae; Streptophyta; Magnoliopsida; Santalales; Ximeniaceae
Product: beta-glucosidase 13-like
Exons: 11
Coding region: 1-1329 (442 amino acids)
Biological process (GO): carbohydrate metabolic process
Molecular function (GO): beta-glucosidase activity
Source: RefSeq, a predicted model, not a curated record
AUGGCAUGCAUAUGGAUGCAGACGGAGAGUUUGCCAAAUGAAGGAGGGAGAGGAUCGAGCACCUGGGACUCUUUCAUCGGGGACACUCCAGCAGUCAACUCCUUAGAACUAUACAAAGAGGACGUUCAGUGCUUGAAGAACAUGAAGGCGGAUGUGUAUAGAUUUUCAAUUGCUUGGCCCAGGCUACUCCCAAAAGGAAAAUUAAGUGAGGGAAUUAACCAAGAAGGCAUCGAUUUCUACAACAAUUUGAUAAAUGAACUGAUAGCAAAUGGAAUUGAGCCUUUUGUGACAUUAUUCCACUUUGACUUGCCGACGGUUCUACAAGAUGAAUAUAAUGGCUUCUUGGGCACCGAAUUUGUGGAGGAUUACAAGAACUACGCAGAUCUUUGUUUCAAAACCUUCGGAGAUAGGGUCAAACACUGGAUUACAUUUAACGAGCCAGAAGUUUUUUCUGCAUACGGGUAUAGAUCGGGCUUGACGCCACCUGACGAUCGCGCAAAGAAUCCCUACAUUGCUGCCCAUCAUCUCCUUCUUGCCCAUGCCAACGCUGCCAAAGUUUAUAGAGAAAAUUACCAGGAUACUCAAGGAGGAGAGAUUGGUUUGUCGUUGGGUGCUCAAUGGUAUUUGCCACUCACAGACGACUCUCCUCAAGACAAAGAUGGAGCAAGCAGGGCUUGGGAUUUCAUGGUUGGCUGGUUUUUGGAUCCAUUGGUGACGGGAGACUAUCCAUUUAGCAUGAAGGCCAUAGUGAGGGACAGGCUGCCGGAGUUCAGUGAAAGUGAGAAGGCGCUGCUGAAAGGGGCUUUUGAUUUUGUGGGCAUAAAUUAUUACACCUCAAGCUAUGUCAAGGCUCUCCCCAUCUCUCCCAAUGACGUCCCCACUGACUACCAGGCUGACACCUAUGUCCAAACUUCGUCGGAAAAAGACGGAAUCCCCAUUGGUCCAAAGGCCGAAGGGUACCCUGAAAAAAGGGACGAUACAAUUCCUAUUGUGAAAGCUCUUCAAGAUGAUGUCAGAAUUAGUUGGAUCCAAGAUCAUCUUGCCUCUAUUAAAGAAGCUUUGAGUGGUGGAGUAAACGUCAAUGGGUAUUUCGCAUGGGCGUUGAUGGACUGCAUGGAAAUGGCUCAAUUAUACACCGUGCGCUUUGGGCUCAACUACACUGAUUAUCUGAAUGACUAUGCUCGCUACCCCAAAAAAUCCGCUUUUUGGCUCAGCAAUUUCCUCACCGCCUCCGACACUGCUACUGCCGCUGCCACCGCCGACACUACUACCGCCAGCGUUAGCACCAACGGCACCGCCACCGCCACCGCCACAGCCACCGCCGCCUAG